Candoia aspera is the source of this 972-nucleotide messenger RNA. RefSeq names its product uveal autoantigen with coiled-coil domains and ankyrin repeats-like. The transcript has 3 exons. The coding region runs from base 58 to 942 and encodes 294 amino acids. The record is from RefSeq and is a predicted model, not a curated record. NCBI's taxonomy places the organism in Eukaryota, Metazoa, Chordata, Lepidosauria, Squamata, Candoiidae.
AGGCGAGAGCAGAGCCCUCGGAGAGGCAGCCAGAAUUUCUGCGUCUCUCAGCUUCCAAUGAGCACGGGUAGAUUUCUAACGUACAGUUGCCUCUCCACAGGCAUGGAGAAUCUAAAGGAGUACUUCCAUAGGAUGUGGAUGAGAUCCUACUUUUGGUUCAUCCUUGUCAUUGUCAUCCAGUUUAGUUUAUUGAUCAUUCAGUACUCACAAGCCCCACCAGAACUAGACAGGAAAUGUCCCGAAGACCAAGCAAAGCUGCAUCACAUCAUCUCCCAACUGGAGGCCAAGAACCUGUCUCUGAAGAAGCAGCUGGCUACGAUGGAAAAGGAGAAGCAGAUGGUCAAAAAGGUUAUGGACCAGACUCUGGAAAAGACUUUGCAACUUUUGGAAAAGUCGAAAGAAGAAUCAGAUGGCCUGAGCAAGCAACUGUCAGUUUCCAACCAGUCCCUUAUGGAAACCAGACACCUUCUGGAGAAGGCAAAGGAGGAAGUCCGAAGCUUGCACAGCCAACUGGAGAUAGCCAAGGAGGAGCUCCGAAAGACUCAGGAGCAGCGAGGUUCCUGGCAGAACCAGCUGGCUGAGAUAGCAUCCCUGAAGACACAACUGGCUAUGGUGGAAAAGGCCAAGGACAGGAUGGAAAAUGCCACCAGCCAGAACCUUGAAAAGACCAGGCAGCUUUUGGAGAAGGCAAAAAAGGACAAUCACGGGCUGCAGGAACAACUGGCCAUUUCCAACCGGACCAUUGCAGAAACCAAACCCCUUUUGGAAAAAGCAAAUAAAGACAUCAGAGGUCUGCAAACACAGCUGGAGGCCACUAGCCAGAACUACAAAGAGACCCAAGAGCAUCUGGAUUCCUGCCAGAACCAGCUGCACAAGUUGGAGGAAAAACUCAAGUCCCCAGAUAUUGAAACUAAAGAAAUACAAGAGUCCCGUGGUAAGUGAGAACCACAUGGCUGACCAUUCAUAAAGACA